AUGACCUCUGCCAUUUUGCGAACAAGUGCAAACCGAAAAACCUUCAGAGAAGCCUUCUACGCUGCUGCAAAAUUGAAAGGAGAAGCCUUCACUCAUAAUGCAGCAUACUUUAUUCAAGGAGGUGAUAUUAAACUUAGAACCAACAACAGCGAUGUGGAGCUUACAUUCCGACAAGAGAGUAAUUUCUAUUAUUUAUCGGGUUGCUCAGAGCCUGGAUGUGCCUUGUUGUUGAAUCCAUCCAUCAGUGAAUCUGUACUCUUUGUUCCACAAUAUGAUGAUGAAUAUGCAUUGUGGUGUGGAGAGUAUCCAGUGGCUGAAGACUACAAGCAAAAACUUGGUUUCUCUCGGGUUGAAUACAAAUCCGAAUCAGCUGUUGCCUCUAUUUUGAAGGAAUGGAAAAUUCAGAAAGUCUAUGCCUUUGAUCAAGACUCCAAGAACAGCUCAUUGCUGAAUCCAAAGACUCUUGAACCUGGUGUUGAAGUUAUUUCUGAUGAAACAUCACGAACUUUUUAUGUAUUGGUGAAGGACUUGAGACUCAUCAAGACCCAAGAGGAAAUUGAAAUUAUGAGAAGAAUGUGUCAAAUUUCUGGAGCAGCUCACGUCAAAUGCAUGCAACGUGCAAGACCUGGAAUCAAUGAACGUGAAUUGGAUGCUGUUUUUCGUUAUGAGACCAUGGUGAAUGGAGGCUCCAUUUUCCAAGCUUAUGAUCCUAUUGUUGCUGGUGACGAUCGUGGAGCAACUUUACACUACAUUAGAAAUGAUGAAAUUAUCCAUGAUGGAAGUUUGGUUUUGCUUGAUGCUGGUGCUGAAACUCAUGGCUCAUUAUAUGCAAGUGAUAUUACAAGAGUUUUUCCAGUGAAUGGAAAGUUUUCAGACAAGCAAAGGCAAAUUUAUCAAAUUGUUCUCGAUGCUCAAAUGCAAGUUUUAGCUUCUAUGAAACCUGGUGUGAAAUGGGAAGACAUGCAUCGAUUGGCCUUGCGUGUGAUGACGAAAUGUCUUUAUGAAUUGGGUAUUUUAAAGGUUGAUGGAAAGCAAGGAGAUGAAGCUGUCGAAGAAUUGAUGCAACAUCAUGCUGGUUCUAUAUUUUUCCCUCAUGGUUUGGGACAUGCAUUAGGACUUGAUGUUCAUGAUCCUCCAAAUAGAGAUGGUACUUUCGAAAAGAUUAAUGAGCCUGGUAUUAGAAAUCUCAGACUUAGAGUUACUCUACAAAAGGGUAUGGUCCUCACUGUUGAACCAGGUCUCUAUUUCAACAAGAGAAUGAUUGCCAAUGCUCUCAAGGAUGAAAAUCUUCAAAAAUACUUGAAUGCUUCUUUAAUUAAUGAUUACAUGAGUGUUGGAGGUAUUAGAAUUGAGGAUGAUGUCGCCAUUACUGAAGAUGGUAUUGACAAUCUUUGUGCAGGAGUUCCAAAAACAAUUGAAGAAAUUGAAAAGAUCAUGAGCAAGCAGUAA
Molecule: messenger RNA, 1449 nt
Organism: Naegleria fowleri
Lineage: Eukaryota; Heterolobosea; Eutetramitea; Acrasida; Naegleriidae
Exons: 2
Coding region: 1-1449 (482 amino acids)
Molecular function (GO): manganese ion binding; metalloaminopeptidase activity
Source: RefSeq, a predicted model, not a curated record